CGAUGGCAGCCGGAGACGUGGGGAAUGUGCUGGACGAAUGCGCACUUAAAUUAAAUGUGAACACAUCGCACCCGGAAAACUUUCUAAGUCUUCAGGAUGGAGCAGCGGCAGACUUCACCUGUCUUACAAAGACACUGUAUGACCUCCACAAGUCCCAGGAGCCUGCUGGCUAUAAGGGCAGCCCCUUGGCCCAGCUGGUUGUGGAUAAUUUCGACGAGGAGCAGAUCUGGCAGGAGCUGGAGCUGCAGAACACUGCUGUAUUAAGACACUUUGAUAAUGUAGUCAGAAAGGCCAUCUCAGAUGACACAUUGAUCCUCCUCGAGGAUGAGGAGGAUGAGGAUGAGGAGUACUUUGAUGAUGAGGAGGAACAAAGAGAGGAUGACGAUCAAGAGGAGGUGGUUGAUGAUGAAGAUGAAGCAGAGGAGGAAGAAGAGAAUCCCUCAAAGUCCAAUAAAAAAGAUGAAGACGGGGCAGGAGAAUACACCGACGAGGACUCCGAUUUAGAUUUUGAUGUGGAUGCCUUGGAAGAAAGAGAAAAACGGAACCACAGUGUAAAGAAAGGCUCCAAGUCUAAGGGGCCUCCCUCAGAGGUGGACGACAGGUUCUUCAAGCUGUCAGAGAUGGAGUCCUUUCUUGAUGAGAUGGACAAGCAGGAAGAGAAGGGGGAUGGGGAGAACGAUGACAUAGACUAUUUUCGGGAUUUACCCUCGGAUGAUGAUGAUUUUGACCUAGAAAAACUUUCUGCCAGAAAGCAAAAGAAACAAACAACUCUAAAGAGCUCCAGGAAUCUGAAAUACAAAGACUUUUUUGAUGCUGUGGAUAAUGAUCCAGCAGAGGAAGGCAGCCAAUCAGAUGAUGAACAUGAUGGUAUGGAUGGAAUGCAGGAAGAUGAUGAUGAGGAACUUGAGGAUGAUGUUGACGAUAAUGAGAGCAUUUUUAAGGAUCAGGACCAGUUUAAGUCCAAGAAGGGCCAAAAAAAAGUGACAUUUGACCUCUCAGGGGAAGAGGAUGGUGAGGGAGAGGAUGUUCAAGAUAUUUUUGGAGGGAAGAGACCAAGCUCAGCCAAGCUAGAAAACCAGUCAUCAUUUGAGAAACGGCAAGAAAAGAUGUCUCAGAAGAUUCAGGAGUUGGAGAAUUCAGCACUAUCAGAGAAACCGUGGCAGUUGUCUGGAGAGGUAGCUGCCAAAACUCGUCCAGAGAACAGCAUUCUUGAAGAAGAUGUGGACUUUGAGCAGUCCUCCAGGAUGGCUCCUGCUAUCACAGAGGAAACCACACUACAGCUUGAGGACAUUAUCAAACAGAGAAUAAAAGACCAGGUGUUUGACGAUGUGGUGCGUAAAGUGAAACCCAAGGAGGAGGUGUUUGAGUACAAAAAGAGGCUAACUUUGGACCACGAGAAGAGCAAAUUGAGUCUGGCAGAGGUCUAUGAGCAAGAGUACAUCAAGCAGAACCAGCAAAAGACGGAGGAGGAGAAUCCAGCCCAUGUGGAAAUUCAAAAACUUAUGGAUACACUCUUCCUUAAGCUCGAUGCUCUGUCCAACUUCCACUUCACACCCAAACCACCCGUCCCUGAGAUGAAGGUGGUGUCCAACAUGCCCUCUAUCGCCAUGGAGGAGGUCGCUCCCAUCAGUGUUAGUGAUGCCACUCUACUGGCACCAGAAGAAAUUAAGCAAAAGAACAAAGCAGGCGAUGUGCUGGGUGACUCUGAGAAGACAUCAACCGACAAGAAACGUGAAAGACGCAAGAAAAAGAAGUUGAAGCACCUCAAGAUCAAGGAGAAAGAGCGGAGACAGAAGCUGAGAGAGGCCAGCAAAGCUGGAGAGAACAAAAAGGCAUCAAAGGCUGAAAUGGCAGAAAACCUCAAGAAAAUCACCAAAGGAGGCAAAGCUAGAGUGUUGAAGGACGAAGGGAAGGACAAGGCUUUGCGAUCUUCUCAGGCCUUCUUCUCACAGCUUCAAGAUCAGGUCAAAAGUCAGAUCAAAGGUGUCAAGGACCAGUCUGCAAAGAAGAAAAAACAAAAGGAGGUGUCUGCCAGCAAACUCAAGUUAUAAUUAUUCUGUUGAGGUGGCGUUGUGUAAUGGCAUAUUUCAUUGUACAGAUACUUUUUUUUAUGGGAAAGCCGCAUUAUGCUGAUCAGCCAGUGCUUGUAAAUGUUGUCGUUUACAUUUUAAUAAACGUGCACAGAUUUAUUUG
Lampris incognitus (smalleye Pacific opah) is the source of this 2193-nucleotide messenger RNA. RefSeq names its product M-phase phosphoprotein 10 (U3 small nucleolar ribonucleoprotein) (gene mphosph10). The record is from RefSeq and is a predicted model, not a curated record. Gene Ontology annotation, cellular component: nucleus; small-subunit processome; sno(s)RNA-containing ribonucleoprotein complex. Gene Ontology annotation, biological process: rRNA processing. The coding region runs from base 3 to 2051 and encodes 682 amino acids. The transcript has 11 exons. NCBI's taxonomy places the organism in Eukaryota, Metazoa, Chordata, Actinopteri, Lampriformes, Lampridae.